AUGGAGGGAAGCAGCUCCUGCAAGGUUGCCUGCGGGGCUGCUGAUACCGAGAGCGGCGCUGGGCUGGCUAGGAGCAAGCCUGCAUCCCCCUCCAGGGAGGCUCACGAGGGGGUCAAGGGGGUCAUCCUCCCUUCUUCAGCAAUUUUAGACUUGAGUCAAAGUGGUUGCCAUUUAGGAGAGAUCUUUAAAGUUCUCAGCCUCAGACAAUUGCACCUUCAGCAGAACGCCCUCUGCACAACUCCUAAACACUUCUUUCAGUGGCUGCCAAACCUCACCUGGCUGGACCUCCGCUCUAAUAGGAUCACAGCACUUCCUUCUGGGAUCGGCUGUCACAAGCCUUUGAAAACUUUGCUUUUAGAAAGAAAUCCUAUCAAAAUGUUACCUGUGGAGCUGGUUAAAAAGAUGACCGUAAGUGACCUGCCACAUCCCCUGUUGGAUUUAUCCGAAGAGCGUGUGCCUAACAAAGAAACCAUUCAUUCUCAGGAGGCAAAGGGAACCAUGUUAACAGAAAAGGCAGACUUUUUCCCACCUGUGGAAAACCUAGACCCGUGUGAGUGCAGAAGGUCCACCGAGCCUCCGGAGGACUGGCCGAGCGAGGAGGAGAUCAGGCGCUUUUGGAAGCUGAGGCAGGAGAUCGUGGAGAACGAGCGAGCAGAGGUUCUUGAGAGCCAGCGCCUGCUGGUGGAGCUGCCCCCAGCCCUCAGGGCGGUGCUGAGUGACCAGGAGAAGCGGCGACCCCGCCCGAGACCCGUCUUCAGGAUGAGGACGCCCUCCUUCAAGAGCGUACUGCCCGAGAUGGCCCCGUGGCAGCGGGCCCUGGGCCGCACCGGCCGGCCGGAAGAGAGCAUCGGCCCCGGUGGAGCGGCGCAGGAGCCCCGCCAACUGCCUGUCACCACCGCGCUCUGGGCCCGCGAGGCCGGCUGGCGUGGACGGCGCCCUCCACCUUCUGGUUGUGUUCGGCCGGGGGGGGGCUCCGGCGGGAGGCAGGUCCCACUGCUGCCCGGCUGUGGAGGCUCAGCACUGGCCCCCCCACCCUCCUUGCUAAGCACCUCUGUCUCCGAGGCUCAGCUGCCCCCGCAGCCGCUGUCCUCACCCUCUGGCUCGGUGGCGCCUGGCUGGGGACCUCAGGAGGCCGGGUGGGACGUGCCCCUCCCCCCAGGUCGGGCUCCCCGGUGCCCAGCGUGCCGCCCGCCUUCGCUGAGGGCGGCUCUCAAAUCAAAGGGCGAGCAGCAGCUCUCUCCCUGGUUCCUGUGCCGCGGGCCCCGAGACCACGUUCGAGACAGGCGAGCCUUGCAGGAGUGGAGGGAGCUGGCCCAGAGGGUGAAGAGGAGGAGGGAGGGGCUCAGCCGCCUCCCGACCCCACGGAGGAACCUGAUGGCAUCCAAGAUUCCCUUUGCCACUGACCUGAUAGGUAAUGAGAUGCCGAUGCGUUCGCCUGGGAAACUGAAACAAAGAAAAGAGAAGUCAUUGCAAGCAAGUCAGGAAAUGAGUGCCUUCCGAGAGGAGAAUUUAGAGGAAAAGCUGAAACGGCACAUCCAGCAAUUGCAGGAACGAAGAAGCAGAUUCCGAAGGUCGGCACCUCUCGAGGAGAUAGGGAGGGCCACGCAGGACUUGGAAAUUGCCAGGAGGCUGCAGGAUGAAGUCAUGAAACUAAAACUGAGGUCGACCUUGAACAGAAACCGUCAACGUGCAGCUCUCCCUGGAAGCCUUGCGCUUGGCCCGACUUUGUUGCAGCCUCAGAAUAUAUUUUUUAACACGAACUAUUAA
Mesoplodon densirostris (Blainville's beaked whale) is the source of this 1767-nucleotide messenger RNA. RefSeq names its product leucine rich repeat containing 27 (gene LRRC27). Gene Ontology annotation, molecular function: protein binding. NCBI's taxonomy places the organism in Eukaryota, Metazoa, Chordata, Mammalia, Artiodactyla, Ziphiidae. The record is from RefSeq and is a predicted model, not a curated record.